GUGGGAAACCCCGUGUGGACUGUACCAGAGGACCCAAAAUGGCGGAUGUGUUGUAGAGAAGAUGGGAAAUUAAAAUUAAGCUAAUUUGAUCUCUGUGUAGUGCCUAAAUUUGGAUUAUACACAUAUGGUUUAAAAGUUUAUCACAUUUUUUUACACUUUGUCUCUGGAAUACAAGACAGCGCUAGACAAAAGGAUUGUUUAUUUUAUUCAGAACGUUAGAACAUGGCGGAAUACAGGGGGUAAAAAUAACCAAAUGCCCACCUGAGAAAGUAGUCAAAUAUUUCUAAGUUAAGUACAUGGUUUCUGUUCGAGUUAUGUAAGCGCUUGAAAAUGUUUUUGGUGCAUCCCACCUCCGUUUUCCCUUACUGGGAAGGUCUCUGACAUACCAGAAAUAUUAAAGAACACACUGGUGCAGUUGUUGCCAUAGUUUGUGUGGCAAUGACAAAGACAUACCCCUCUAAGGUGGCAGUUUAGGGAGAGGGGUUCUCAGUCUCCUGGUUGAGUUCGUCCUUGCUUAACGCACUGGGUGUUAUUGUACCUUGUUUUGGUGUGUGAAGUGGUCGAGCAGGCACGAUGACGGACACUCGACGACGGGUUAAGGUAUAUACACUCAAUGAAGACCGUCAGUGGGACGAUCGGGGGACGGGGCAUGUGACCUCGGGCUAUGUGGAGAGACUGAAAGGCAUGUCUCUGCUUGUCAGAGCAGAGAGUGACGGUUCUCUUCUUCUGGAGUCUAAAAUCAGUCCUAACACUGCAUACCAGAAGCAGCAGGAUACUCUCAUAGUAUGGUCUGAAGCUGAAAACUACGAUUUGGCACUUAGCUUUCAGGAAAAAGUAGGCUGUGAUGAAAUAUGGGAAAAAAUUUGCCAGGUCCAGGGCAAGGAUCCUUCAGUGGACAUUACCCAGGAGCUUGUAGAUGAAUCUGAAGAGGAACGCUUUGAUGAUAUGUCUUCACCUGGUCUUGAACUACCUUCAUGUGAAUUAAGUAGACUGGAAGAGAUGGCUGAGCUGGUAGCUUCCUCACUGCCAUCUCCUCUGCGUCGAGAAAAACUUGCACUAGCACUGGAAAAUGAGGGUUACAUUAAAAAACUUUUGGAACUUUUUCAUAUGUGUGAAGACUUGGAAAAUACUGAAGGACUGCACCACUUGUACGAAAUUGUCAAAGGGAUUUUCCUUUUGAACAGAACUGCACUAUUUGAAGUCAUGUUUUCUGAGGAAUGUAUAAUGGACAUCAUAGGAUGUUUAGAGUAUGACCCAUCCUUACCCGAACCACGUAAACACAGAGAGUUUCUAACAAAAACAGCAACAUUUAAAGAAGUGAUACCUAUAUUGGACCCUGAAUUAAAGCAAAAAAUUCAUCAAACUUACAGAGUUCAGUAUAUACAGGAUAUGGUUCUACCCACUCCUUCAGUGUUUGAAGAAAAUAUGCUAUCGACACUUCAUUCCUUCAUCUUUUUUAAUAAGGUGGAAAUAGUGGGUAUGUUACAGGAAGAUGAAAAAUUUCUGACAGAUCUUUUUGCACAACUUACUGAUGAAGCCACAGAAGAUGAGAAAAGGCAAGAACUGGUGAACUUUUUAAAAGAGUUCUGUGCCUUUUCUCAAACAUUACAGCCUCAAAACAGAGAUGCUUUUUUCAAGACUUUGUCAAAUAUGGGCAUUCUUCCAGCACUUGAAGUCAUUUUGGGAAUGGAUGAUGCCCAGGUGCGAACAGCUGCAACAGAUAUAUUCUCAUACUUGGUUGAAUACAAUCCAUCCAUGGUGCGAGAAUUUGUCAUGCAGGAGUCUCAGCAGAAUGAUGAUGAUAUUUUACUAAUUAACUUGAUCAUAGAACAGAUGAUCUGUGAUACGGAUCCUGAACUUGGUGGUGCAGUCCAGUUGAUGGGUUUGCUUCGCACUCUAGUUGACCCAGAAAAUAUGUUAGCGACAGCCAAUAAAACAGAAAAGACUGAAUUUUUGGGUUUCUUCUACAAGCAUUGUAUGCAUGUUCUCACCGCCCCUUUGCUGGCAAAUACUACGGAAGACCAACCAAGCAAAGAUGACUUUCAGACAGCACAGCUUCUAGCAUUAAUAUUGGAAUUGUUGACAUUCUGUGUGGAACAUCACACGUACCACAUCAAGAACUACAUCAUCAACAAAGACAUCCUUCGGAGGGUGUUAGUGCUUAUGUCUUCAAAACAUGCAUUCUUGGCUUUAUGUGCCCUCCGUUUUAUGAGGAAGAUAAUCGGGCUGAAGGAUGAAUUUUAUAAUCGCUAUAUAAUGAAAAGCUGUUUGUUUGAACCUGUUAUCAAAGCAUUUCUUGGCAAUGGAUCUCGCUAUAAUUUGAUGAACUCUGCUAUUUUGGAAAUGUUUGAGUUUAUUAGAGUGGAGGACAUCAAAUCUCUGACAGCCCAUGUGAUUGAAAACUACUGGAAAGGUCUUGAAGAUAUUGAAUAUGUACAGACCUUUAAAGGGCUGAAAUUGCGAUUUGAGCAGCAAAAGGAGAGGCAAGAUAACCCCAAACUUGACAGUAUGCGUUCUAUCUUACGAAAUCAUCGAUUCAGACGAGAUGCUAGGACAUUGGAAGAUGAAGAGGAAAUGUGGUUUAAUACUGAGGAAGAUGAUCUUGAAGAUGGAGAGGCCAUGCUGCCUUCUGGCGAGAAAUCCAAGAACGAUGAAGACAUUAUGGAUCCCAUCAAUAAAUUCAUGGAAAGAAAAAAGUUGAAAGAUAAUGAAGAUAAAGAAGUGCUUCCAAAGUCUAAUUUGUCAGGCCGCCAGAGUCCAAGUUUCAAACUUUCGUUCUCCAGCAGUACAAAAGCUAACCUUAUGAACCAGUCAUCAGGAGGUGCUUUGGCUGCCUCACCUGGUUCACCAGGAUCGCAGGGAUCGCCUGGCCCAGUUGCCAAAAGCACACCACAGACAACAGCUGUAACUACCAAGGGAGGCCUCGUUGGACUUGUUGAUUAUCCAGAUGACGAUGAAGAAGAGGAAGAUGACGAAAGUGAAGAAAAAGAUGGAAUUCCACCUGUUUCACAGAAAGUCAAGAUUGGGUCAUAAAGAUCAGCAUUUCAGCCUUUUAACCCUCUUGAUGCACAGGUGGUGGAUGUAAAAAAAAAAAAAAAAAGAAAAAAACAAAAUAAAACCUUCAAAGCAGCAGUGUUUGUAGUACUGGGUCUGACACAGAUCAGCCUACACACACACAUGGAUUUCUGCUGAACAAGUGCCAAUUAUAGGAGCAGGUUGGAGAGAAGAAAAGCCACACACAGGGUUGGGGGGUUGGAAGAGACUGUUGGCCAUGUGCUAAAUCAGCUUAGGCCACGUUGCCCUUUUCUCAGGGAAUGAUACAAGACAAAGCUGUAGGUCGCCACAGUGCAGGAGUUUCAGAAGAACUUGGGACUGGCUUUCCAGCUGCUUCUGUCAGAAGAUCCUUCUAGUUGGACUGUCUAGAAAGACUUGAAGAGAGCUGCCUCUCUAUUGGUUUUGGACAGUGUACACAUACUAAAGAAAUUUAAAUGAAACCUCUCAUGGGAGAGUAAAAUGUAAAGUUCCCUAUUUUAUCUUGUCCCUUUAAAAUGCGUUUUUUGGAGGUGUGGUGAAAUUAUCACCCCUUCAUUACUGAUUGAGUGAAAUUAUAGAUGUGAUCAUUUUGUGUCAUAUCUUUGCCCCCUCCGGAGUGUACGCUUAGUUGUUGAAUAUAUUUGGGACCAUUAAAAUCUUUGAUGUAAUAAUACUCACUCUGUCGUGCUGGUACCUAUUUCACUCUGUAUAUUUUUGUUUUACAUCACCAGUACUUUUUUUAAUAUUGUAUGAAAGAAAGUUUUUUUUUUUUUUUUUUUUUCCUUUUGUGUUUCAAGUGAGUGAGCAGAACCUGCCAUAAUGUGCAUACAAAAGCAAUACUAUUUUGUGACUGUUUUAUAUAAAAAGUUUUACACCCAGAAACUGUUGAGAAGCCUGUCGGGCGCAGAACAACUAGGGUAGAAUUCAGAAUUUGGAGUUUGAUUGUAGGAGUAUGCAUACAGUUGUGUAUUUAUUACUCUGAAGUUUGGAAGCAUGAACAGUGUUGAAUUCACAUGCAGAGCCACACCAGAUACAACAAACAUGCUUGAUACGUUUGUUAUUGCUUACUUUAUUAUUGAAUUUAAUUUUUAAAAAGAGCAACUUGCGUACACUAGCAACUGACCUUGACAACAUAUAGUGAUAAGCAGUUGCACACAGGAUUGGCAUCAUCAACAUCAGUUUAAAUACCUGAUAACGACAUAUUCCAAGUUGACUUAACUGUAAAGCCUGACAUCACUUCCUUUUCGGAAUGCCACUCUAGCAGUUCAUGUAAAAUCAUCAUUUGAUUGGCAGUGAUUGAUUAAACUUUUAGUUAAACGUU
Molecule: messenger RNA, 4354 nt
Organism: Protopterus annectens (West African lungfish)
Lineage: Eukaryota; Metazoa; Chordata; Ceratodontiformes; Protopteridae
Gene: PPP4R3A
Product: protein phosphatase 4 regulatory subunit 3A
Exons: 15
Coding region: 574-3033 (819 amino acids)
Biological process (GO): protein dephosphorylation; DNA damage response
Cellular component (GO): protein phosphatase 4 complex; nucleoplasm
Molecular function (GO): protein phosphatase activator activity
Source: RefSeq, a predicted model, not a curated record